Molecule: messenger RNA, 1188 nt
Organism: Suricata suricatta (meerkat)
Lineage: Eukaryota; Metazoa; Chordata; Mammalia; Carnivora; Herpestidae
Gene: ARHGDIB
Product: Rho GDP dissociation inhibitor beta
Exons: 6
Coding region: 81-686 (201 amino acids)
Biological process (GO): Rho protein signal transduction
Cellular component (GO): cytoplasm; cytosol; membrane
Molecular function (GO): protein binding; Rho GDP-dissociation inhibitor activity
Source: RefSeq, a predicted model, not a curated record
CCUGUUCUAACUGCCAGUACUCAGAAGUCAGAGUAAGAGACAGAGGCACCCCAGAGAGCUGUGAGCCACUGAAUAUCAAAAUGACUGAAAAGGACCCAGAAACACACCUGGAGGAAGAGGAUGUUGAUGAGCUGGACAACAAGCUCAAUUACAAGCCUCCACCUCAGAAGUCGCUGAAAGAGCUCCAGGAGAUGGACAAAGAUGAUGAAAGCCUAACUAAGUACAAGAAGACACUCCUGGGGGACGGCCCUGUGGUGACAGACCCAACAGCCCCCAAUGUCAAGGUCACCCGGCUUAGCCUGGUUUGUGACAGUGCCCCAGGACCAAUCACCAUGGACCUCACUGGGGAUCUUGAAGCCCUCAAAAAAGAAACUUUUGUGCUAAAGGAAGGUGUUGAAUACAGAGUCAAAAUUAACUUCAAAGUGAACAGGGAUAUUGUAUCAGGAUUGAAAUACGUUCAGCAUACCUACCGGACUGGGGUGAAAGUGGAUAAAGCAACAUUUAUGGUUGGCAGCUAUGGGCCUCGGCCAGAGGAGUAUGAGUUCCUGACUCCGAUUGAGGAGGCUCCCAAGGGCAUGCUGGCCCGAGGCACUUACCACAACAAGUCCUUCUUCACCGAUGAUGACAAGCACGACCACCUUACCUGGGAGUGGAACCUGUCCAUUAAGAAGGAAUGGACAGAAUGAGCGCAUCUUCCCUUCCCUUUCCCCACCUUGCCAUCCAGAAGUACCCUGUCAGUCAUGUUCAUCACCCUGUCCCUCCCUGUUCACGGCUAGGUCCUUUCCCCAGUGAGCUCCACAUUCUGUUAUCAAUGCUUCUUAUCCCACAGUGUCUCUCAAAGUGGUCCCUGGCACAAGAUGCUUAACACCAGACGUUAAUCCUGCCCACUCUUUCCAAUCCCCAUCAUGGCCGGAUCUUCAGAAUUCUUCGUCUCAAUACACAGUCAUUUAAUAUGUCCUUCUAUUUUUCCCAUUUGAGCAACUUGAGGCCAGGAAAUAGAAAACUAUCACUAACAGUCCUUUGCCUUGAGUUCCAGUAGCUCGUCUGCAUCCCUAGAUUCUUCAUGGUUGCUGCUGGUUCAGUGAAGGUCCCGAAUCAUGUUCCCUAUCAGUUGGGGUUCUUCUUUUCUGGGAGACACUGUAAACCAUACAAGAGAGUAAAUAAAACUGUUGUAUGAUCUGACUGAGA